Daktulosphaira vitifoliae (grape phylloxera) is the source of this 1188-nucleotide messenger RNA. RefSeq lists its product as uncharacterized. The transcript is spliced from 3 exons. The coding region runs from base 110 to 1090 and encodes 326 amino acids. The record is from RefSeq and is a predicted model, not a curated record. NCBI's taxonomy places the organism in Eukaryota, Metazoa, Arthropoda, Insecta, Hemiptera, Phylloxeridae.
UCCGUAAUAAAUUAGUCAGCAUAUAUAUUUAAAAAUCUUUAAAUCUUAUAUUUUUCUCUAAGUAUAACUUAAAAAUUUCAAUUUUUGAGUGCAUACAUUAUUAAUAAAAAUGGAUUUAGAUUUGUUAUUCGUGAUAACAACGUUGGUAAUAUAUUUUAUAAUUCCGAUUCAAGUAAUCAAAGAUAUUAUGUUUAUUGUCCUGGCAGUUGUGUCGCUGCAGACAUUUUUGGAAAUGAAACUUUCUAAGAAGAAAAAUACUUUAACUAAAACAGUAGAACCUAUAACGAAAACUCGCACGGAUUUGACUACACAUCCUAUUAAUUUGGAGUUACCUACUAUGACAAAUAAUUCAAUUUUAGAACAAUCACCUAGCGAAGAUAAAAUUAAGCUAACUCCGAUUAUCGAAAGCGAAAAAGAGCCCUCUAAAACUUCUAUAAAGAAAAUUACAAUAAAUGAUAAUUCAUUGAACAUGGACAAAACAUCGUCAAAAAAUAAUCUUUCAACUCUACCUUCUAAAAUAUUUUCAGAUAAUAAUAUGAAAACACAUUACACUAACAUUUCAUUAUUGAAUAACGAAAUUGAAUCUGUUAAAAAAUUAAACUCAGAAAUUAUUACACAAAUUGAAAAACAACCCACCAACACAUCUACAGACACUUCUGUAUUAGUUAAUAAUUAUUUUAACACGAACGUGUCACAGUCUCCAAACAAUCUUCAAACUCAACCGUCUAAAAUAUUUUCGAGAAAUAUUAAAGAAUUACCUCCUGAAAACAACACUACUAUAUUACUGUCAAAAAGGUAUUUUGAAAAUGAAUCUAACAAAAAUUCAGAUACCAUAACUAAGACAUCGUAUAAUUUUUCUACUGUAUCUAAUUCAGCCACUAAACAAGGAAUUCUUAAAAAAAUUGAAAAUUAUGAUAAUAAUUCAGCAAAAAAUAUAGCCAAUAUUAGAUUAAAAGAUACAUAUCAAGAGAUGUCUGUACGAUUUCAUAAAAAUACUGAAGUGAAACACUUUAACUGUAAUUUGAGUUUAACAAAACAAGUAAAAAAAUAUCAAUGGCGUCGCCAAAAUUAUAAUUUGACGAAGUAUUAAAUAAACUUAUAGCCAAAAUGAAGUAAUUAAGCAAUUACAUUAAAUCAAUAAAAAUUUGCUGUAUUUUUUGAUAUUAAUUUCUUAUUGUUUUAAAAGUA